Molecule: messenger RNA, 559 nt
Organism: Atta colombica
Lineage: Eukaryota; Metazoa; Arthropoda; Insecta; Hymenoptera; Formicidae
Exons: 2
Coding region: 53-295 (80 amino acids)
Source: RefSeq, a predicted model, not a curated record
CAUAAGCUGUCUUUGCUUCCAAGAAGUAACAAGCUAUCCCCAACUAAUCAACAUGUUCAAGCUGGCUGUCUUCGCUGCCAUCCUGGCUGUCGCCGUCGCCUAUCCCGGUGGUCUUACCGGCGUAUCCAUCAGCCAUGGUGUCGGCCCGAUCGUCGCCCCGCACGUCGUUGCUGCUGCCCCAGCGUACUCCCACGGCGCCGUUGUCCUUGCCCAGCCCAUUGCUCCCGCUGUUCACACUCCCGCUGUUGUCACCAAAACCGUCUUGGCAGGCCACGGUUACCCUCUGCACGGUUAAUCUAAGAGAACCAGUGUAAACUCACCACUACCACCACCGAGUCACGACGACGCAGCCCUGGAAGAAAAAAAGACACAUCCCCUACUUCCUCAUAAUGUGAAGAAAAGACGAUAAAUUUAGCACGCAAUUCUCAUCACCGAUUUCGACUUCUUCACACUUUAUCGCCGUUAUCCACGCGUGAACCAUUAGGCCCAACACUCCGCGUAGGAUCGGUCAAAUUCCCGUUUCCCUAUUUGUCUUUUCUUUGUAUUUUAUCGAUAAAAU